GAUCCAGCCCAUAUUAUGGCUGGAAGUGGGUCCAGAUCAGGAUCAGCCAGUGGAUUUUCCAUGAAAUCACAGCUUCAAAUCACUGUUAUUUCAGCAAAACUAAAAGAAAAAAAUAAAUGGUUUGGACCUAGCCCUUAUGUAGAAGUCUCUGUAGACGGACAGUCAAAGAGGACAGAAAAGUGCAACAACACAAAUAGUCCGAAGUGGAAGCAGCAUCUUACAGUAAUUGUCACUCCUGUGAGUAAAUUAAACUUUCGAGUCUGGAGCCAUCAGACACUAAAAUCUGAUGUUCUUCUGGGCAGUGCUGCUCUGGAUAUUCAUGAGACUUUGAAAUCCAACAGUAUGAAGCUUGAGCAGGUAGUUGUGACAUUGCACCUUGUCGGAGACAGAGAACCGGCAGAAGUGGUAGGAGAUUUGUCCGUCUGUCUAGAUGGGAUGCAGGUAGAUCCUGAGCUCCUAACCAAUGGUGAUGCCUCAAGUGUAAGAAGUCCUACGCAGAAUGAUACCUCCAGAGCAAAGAAUGAUGCACGAACUAACUCAAAUGGCCUCGAGAGCUCUGAAGAUGCAGCUUCCAGUGACAACAAGGCUGUUAACGGCGGUGAUUCUCCGUUGCUCACAAAUGGGAGCUAUAAACCUUCCAGACCUCCCAGGCCUUCUAGGCCACCUCCACCCACACCCCGUAGACCCACUUCAGUAGCUGGAAGCGCCAAUGGUCCCUCACCCACGUCCACAGACAACGAAGGGGCCAGCGCGGGAUCCGGGGCGCUGCCGGGCCCGGCUGCCAGCACCUCUUCCGAGCAGAGCCCAGAGGGGCCAGCGGCCCCAGCAGCUGCAGCACUGGCCACACCUCCAGUAUCAAGACAAGUGCAGCCAGUAAAUCCUCCACCUCAGACACUGGCUACAGUCAGCCAAGGUCCCCUUCCACCUGGUUGGGAGCAAAGAGUAGAUCAACAUGGUCGAGUAUACUAUGUAGAUCACGUUGAAAAAAGAACAACAUGGGAUCGUCCAGAGCCUCUUCCUCCAGGCUGGGAACGACGAGUUGACAACAUGGGGAGAAUUUAUUAUGUUGACCACUUCACUAGAACCACAACGUGGCAGAGACCAACAUUAGAAUCUGUCCGGAAUUACGAGCAGUGGCAGCUUCAGCGCAGUCAACUUCAAGGAGCUAUGCAGCAAUUUAAUCAAAGAUUUAUAUAUGGGAACCAGGACUUUUCUUCCACGCAGAACAAAGAGUUUGAUCCUCUUGGCCCUCUGCCACAUGGAUGGGAAAAGAGAACGGACAGCAAUGGCAGAGUGUAUUUUGUGAAUCACAACACACGUAUUACCCAGUGGGAAGAUCCCAGGAGUCAGGGUCAACUAAAUGAAAAACCCUUACCGGAAGGCUGGGAAAUGCGAUUUACUGUGGAUGGUAUUCCGUAUUUUGUUGACCACAAUAGAAGAACCACCACAUAUAUAGAUCCCCGCACGGGCAAGUCUGCUCUAGACAAUGGACCCCAGAUAGCCUAUGUGCGAGAUUUCAAGGCAAAGGUUCAGUACUUCCGCUUCUGGUGCCAGCAACUUGCCAUGCCACAACAUAUAAAGAUUACGGUGAGCAGAAAAACAUUGUUUGAGGACUCGUUUCAACAGAUAAUGAGCUUCAGCCCUCAGGAUCUGCGGAGACGUUUGUGGGUUAUUUUCCCUGGAGAAGAAGGCUUAGAUUACGGAGGUGUUGCAAGGGAAUGGUUCUUUCUCUUGUCCCAUGAAGUUUUGAACCCAAUGUAUUGCCUGUUUGAAUAUGCAGGGAAAGAUAACUACUGCUUACAGAUAAACCCGGCUUCUUACAUUAAUCCCGACCAUCUGAAAUACUUCCGUUUUAUUGGAAGAUUCAUUGCCAUGGCUUUGUUCCAUGGGAAAUUCAUUGACACUGGUUUCUCUCUGCCGUUCUAUAAACGUAUCCUAAACAAGCCAGUAGGACUCAAGGAUUUAGAGUCUGUUGACCCAGAGUUUUACAACUCUCUCAUCUGGGUAAAAGAGAAUGAUAUUGAAGAAUGUGGCUUGGAAAUGUUUUUCUCAGUUGAUAAAGAAAUUCUAGGUGAAAUCAAAAGCCAUGAUUUGAAACCAAAUGGUAGCAACAUUCUAGUCACAGAAGAAAACAAAGAAGAAUAUAUUAGGCUAGUAGCAGAAUGGAGGCUUUCCCGAGGUGUUGAGGAACAGACCCAGGCUUUCUUCGAGGGCUUCAAUGAAAUUCUGCCCCAACAGUAUCUGCAGUAUUUUGAUGCCAAGGAACUGGAGGUGCUUUUAUGUGGAAUGCAAGAGAUUGAUUUGAACGACUGGCAAAGACAUACCAUCUAUCGGCAUUACACCAGGACCAGCAGACAGAUCGUUUGGUUCUGGCAGUUUGUAAAAGAAAUAGAUAAUGAGAAGAGGAUGAGACUCCUGCAGUUUGUUACUGGAACCUGCAGAUUACCAGUGGGAGGAUUUGCUGACCUCAUGGGGAGCAAUGGACCCCAAAAAUUUUGUAUUGAAAAAGUUGGAAAGGAAAACUGGUUACCUAGAAGUCACACCUGUUUCAAUCGCUUAGACCUUCCACCCUAUAAGAAUUAUGAGCAGUUGAAGGAAAAGUUAUUAUUUGCAAUUGAAGAAACAGAAGGAUUUGGGCAGGAAUAACUAGCUAUAAUUUGCACCUUGAAGAAUGUGAACUCAACACACGAUGUAUGUUCUUCACUUCUUCUGCUUGUUGCACACCUCAUUGUAAAGUAGACUCGACUUGGAUUUAUUUAACAUACUAGUGUGUAAGUAAGUGGAUGGUAUCCUGAGAUUUUACCCACUUAAACUCUGGAUUUCUACUGAGCACUUUCAGAAAUCAAAUGAGCAAUCAGAUGAAUUGUGAACUAAGAUAUUUAAAACAGCUUUGGGCUCUGCUAUAUCUCACUGUUCAUUAAUUAGAAUGUGUCCUUAACGACUGACAGAUUUUUAAGAAUAGUUUCGUCUUUCCUUUUUAGUAGCAUUUUUUGCUACUGAUGCACUGGGAAGUUCAUUGGUAGCUGCAAUGCUGCAGCAUCCUCAUAAGCCUCUUUACAGCAGUGUUAUUAGAGCCAGCCUGUAGCCACCCUCCGGGUACUAUAAGCAAAUUCGUUGCUUUUGCUCUUUUUUCUAACUCAGAUGUGGCCGGACUGUUUUGUUUCCCCACCUGGAGUCUGCUCACAUGCCAGCUGGAUUCAAGCUGCUGUUAAGGGCAUGUAAAAGUGUGGCACAAAUCCAGGGCAUAGCUUUGGAUUUUUUUUUUUUUCCAAAAACACCUGCCCAAAGUUGUUGGAACGUUUUCAUGUGUGCUUGGAAGAAUUCUGAUCCUUUUCCUUCAUAACUCAUUUAAUUUUACAAUAAUAAAAACACUGUGGUACUUACUCAUUUUGAAAAAGUCAAGACCACCUGGGAUUGCACUGAUUCCAUUUAGAUUCAUGUUCGCAGACUGAUGUUUCUUGUCAAGUGUUAAUGGAAAUUGUACUCAGUGAUUCUCACGUGUUGUAGUCAGUUUUCUCCAAAUAUGUUAUUGGGUUCUCAGGAAGAAGUAUAAAACAAGUGGAUUUAAAAAUGAUAACACUUAUCUUUUUUUGUUGAUGAUGAACUGAAGGGCGAUAUUGGCUAGGGCUAAUGAGGCUGGAAAGAUCAGUCAGAUCACAGAUUUCUGGAGCAUCAGCAAAUAGUUCUACAGAAUUUGAGGGAGAUUUCUAAAUUAAUUCAUCCCUUAGCUGCCUAUAGCUAGUAACUUUUGUAGAGAGUUCUUCCUGGAUGAAUAACAUAUUUUAUUUCGUUUUAGAAUCUGUUAAUAUUCAGUUCUCUUCUGGUUUACAGUGGCAUUGUACAUUUUACUGCUCCUUUAGACUGAAUGCACUUUUUAGCUGUGGUCAGCUCUUUUCUUAACUGAAAGGAGUAAAGCAAACUUCAAUGUGAUGGGCUGUUGGCCGCAAAAAGAGAUGUGACACUUGGACUGGCAUGGAGCACAAGUUAGAGCAUAGCUGCAUCUCAGAGCUGUGGGCUAAGAGCUGUUUUUAAGAACCUUCUACAUUUACUUGGAGCAGGACAGUGGGAUACUAUAUAAAACUGAAUUUCCGGUCUUGAAAAGACUAUUUCCUUCCCGCUAUCCCUUCAGUCUUAAGUAAAAGAUGGAAAAACACUAGUUUUAUAACCAACUUCAGGAGAGCUUUUCAGCUCCAUGCACGUGCUGGUUAACCCUGCAGCGUGCGACUCUCGCCACGGGGCUUUAAGGAAAACGUGAAGCCUUUCUGAUGGUGUGGAACUGACCCGCUCUCAUCAUCUCCCUGCUAGUGAGAACGAACCCCACUUCGUGGUUUUACUAGCAGGAAAAUAUGCCAAUUUGAAAAAAAUUCAUGGCUGUUUUACAGUACAGUUCGUGGGGAGAAAAAAAGCCUUAUAAAUAUUUUCUCUUGAUGUUAAUUCUUACAGUGAAAUCUAGUUAUCUAACAUAUUUACAAGAGAGAUUAAAUUAAGCAAGAUAAUGCAAGAUUAAGCUAUGAAAAAGUAGUUUGUGUUCUGCAAAAUGCUUUAUUGAUUCAUGUAGGGAACCUAGAAAUAUUGUUAAUGUAUAAAUAUCACCCAAAAGGCUUUCAGCCCUAUAUUUUUAAAAUAAAGAAUAGUUAUAAUUGAAAUAGCCUUAGCCCUAGUUCUAUAGGGUAUGGCUGUUUAAUAUUUUUAUGGUUGAAAUGUUAGUUCAGGAAAAAGGUAAAUGCUUGUAUAUAUUUUUGCAGUCUGGGAUUCCACUUAUUCCUUUUUUUUUUUUUCUUUCUUUAAUUUAAAUAGCAUGUUUAUAUGUCUUUUCUGCUGUAUUAGAAUGGGGGAAAGGGGGCUGGAUAUCCCAAGCAUCAAAAAUAAUUUUCAAAUAUUGCAAUUAAAGAAUUCACUGGGGGGGGAAAUAAAAAGCAUUGGAUUUGGCCAAAAUAUAAGAACUUAAAAUAAGUUUACUUUGUUAAAUCAGAAAUAUUUCUGAAGAUGAAAGAUGACUUGCCCCUUUUACUUUGUAAGCAUUGUAAAUGCUAACAGAUCUGUUAAUUUUCUACAACACGUUGUGUAGAAAUAAAAAGGAAUCAAUAUGAGCCACUGAUGUACUGCUCUGUUUGUUUGGUAGAAGCUUCACGUGGAUGAGCCCAUAGUGUUUAAUCCACUGCAUAAUAAGAUUUUCUGAAUCGAACUAAAGCAGGACUUUCAGACGAGAUCAGUGAGCGCAUCUCCCAUGGCUUCAACUGAUUUAGCAGCCUCA
Nothoprocta perdicaria is the source of this 5254-nucleotide messenger RNA. It is a transcript of the gene ITCH, whose product is annotated as itchy E3 ubiquitin protein ligase. The coding region runs from base 16 to 2646 and encodes 876 amino acids. Lineage: Eukaryota; Metazoa; Chordata; Aves; Tinamiformes; Tinamidae. Gene Ontology annotation, molecular function: protein binding; ubiquitin protein ligase activity. The record is from RefSeq and is a predicted model, not a curated record. Gene Ontology annotation, biological process: protein K48-linked ubiquitination; ubiquitin-dependent protein catabolic process; protein K29-linked ubiquitination. The transcript has 23 exons.